Hemicordylus capensis (graceful crag lizard) is the source of this 3250-nucleotide messenger RNA. It is a transcript of the gene ZC3H14, whose product is annotated as zinc finger CCCH-type containing 14. The record is from RefSeq and is a predicted model, not a curated record. Gene Ontology annotation, molecular function: poly(A) binding; metal ion binding. Lineage: Eukaryota; Metazoa; Chordata; Lepidosauria; Squamata; Cordylidae. The transcript has 17 exons. Bases 855 to 2966 code for a protein of 703 amino acids. Gene Ontology annotation, cellular component: nucleus; cytoplasm. Gene Ontology annotation, biological process: regulation of mRNA stability.
GCUACAGACAAAACUAGUAUAUUGCUGUGCCUGCCAGGAAGUGUCAGCUUUUAACCUGGCGGGUGAUGGACUGUUUAGACAUUUACUACUUGGGCGGUGGGGAGGGGAUGCAAAAUGCGUGAUGCCCAGGAGAAUCCUAAAUAUAUUUACUCAGGGUUAGUUUGUACGAGAUACCCACCAGCAUACGCAAUAAAAAAGAUGGGAUCAUGCCAAGAGUGCACCUGCCCUAAGAGUGCACCUGCCAGCAUGGUGUAGUGGUUAGAGUGCUGGACUAGGACCAGGGAGACCCGAGUUCAAAUCCCCAUUCAGCCAUGAAACUAGCUGGGUGACUCUGGGCCAGUCACUUCUCUCUCAGCCUAACCUACUUCACAGGGUUGUUGUGAAAGAGAAACUCAAGUAUGUAGUACACCACUCUGGGCUCCUUGGAGGAAGAGCGGGAUAUAAAUGUAAUAAUAAUAAUAAUAAUAAUGUCACUGAAGGAUCUCCCGAAUUGAUGUCCCUUUACAUGUCACUUUAUUGUGUGGGUGGGCUGUUCAUCUGACUCAUUGCUCUACAGGUGCUACACACUUGUUUAAACAGGUAUUGAGAACAUGUGUAGAGGGGCAAUUCAAAUGAACUGUUCCCUCAUGCAAUAAAGGGAUGUGCCAAGAGCACGUCGGGAUGUCCUCUGCCAACAUCACAGCAGGCACUUUCUGGGUUUGAUGGCGUACUUCUCAUUUCUGCCAACGGGCAUCUCUUCCGAACCAACUCUCAGGCUCCAAAUCAAAUCUUACUGAGUUCAAUGGAACGGUGCUAUAAAGGGAAAGCUACAAGAACUGGGAGCAUAUGUUGAUGAAGAGCUUCCCGAUUAUAUCAUGGUCAUGGUGGCCAACAAGAAGAGCCAGGAGCAGAUGACGGAGGAUCUUUCCCUCUUUCUAGGGAACAAUACUGUGAGAUUUACUGUAUGGCUUCAUGGUGUGUUAGAUAAACUUCGGUCUGUAACCACAGAGCCUUCUGGUCUAAAAUCUUCUGAAUCUAGCAUCUUUGAGAGCAGUCUGCCUUCUGGUAAAAGUGUGUCAGAUGGGAAUGAAGAGAGAAAAGGGGAAGAAAUCAUCAUACAGCCUCUUACAGUCUCAAGUUCUCGGCCUGAAAGGACUGACUCCAGAGUCUCAACUAGCUCCCAGGAACAGAGAGCUGCUGCUGCUGCAGCCCGGCAGCCUUGCCACGAUGCCUCCCCAUCCCUCUUGAUGUCCACUGUGAAACCUCUCCGGGAGCUGUCCUCUUUGGAAGCUGUGAUUGACAUUAAGCCUGAACCAGACGAUCUCAUUGAUGAAGACCUCAACUUUGUACAGGAGAAUCGGCUGCCCCGGAAGAAACCCCUCGUAACAGUGACUUACAGCUCUUCCCGCCCGUCUGUGGAAAUCUACCGCCCGCCUGCCAGUCGAAGCGCUGAAGGCAGCAGCAUGCUCUUGCAGAGGCUGCCCCAGCAGAGCAGCCUACAGACAGGCAAGCAGCUUGAGAUUCAGGGCGGCCGGUCACUGGAACCCGUCCAGCUUUGCGAUCCAGAAGUGUUUGGCACCUUGGCUGAGAGUUACAGGCUCCCUUCCAAAGCGAACACUGAUAAAAUUAGCAGUGAGGAAGAAAAUGCCAGGAAGAGAAAGCUGUCAGUUGUAAGCUCAGUAGUUAAAGUGAAGCGAUUCAGUAAUGAUGGAGGAGAGGAGGAGGAGGAAGAGGAGGAAGAUUAUGGACUACGGCUGGGAGGCAUCUCCAGCAGUGUGUCUGUGCCUGCAAAACCUGAAAGAAGGCCUUCGCUGCCCCCUUCCAAGCAGGCCAAUAAGAAUUUAAUCUUGAAAGCUAUAUCUGAAGCUCAGGAAUCGGUUACAAAGACAACCAAUUAUGCUACAGUCCCACCGAAGCAGACGGUACCUGUGGCUCCCAGGACGCGAACGUCCCAUGAGGAGGCUCCCCUGGAAGUCAUUCAUGUCCAGAGCCGGCCGUCCAGAGUCAACUCCCAGAUGCUGGAAGAAGAACCAAAGGAGCAAGCAUUGGGGAGAGUGCCAGCAACUCAACAAAGACAACCCUUUUCCUGUCUCCAGAAUGAACCAGGCAUCGAGGAAACGUUGCAAAAAACCCAAGAUUUCUAUGACUUGGAAUCAGUGGUCCACACAGACACCAGAUCAUUUAUCCUGAAGAAGCCUAAGUUGUCUGAGGAGGUUAUCGCACCCCAGAACCUGGAAGUGGGGAAGAGGGCCACGGAGGCCUUGCAAGCUCUUUCAGGACGACUUAUACAGACACGGGACCAGCUUGUGCAGCCGGAGAAGCCUGCCAGUCCCAAGUUCAUCGUUACCUUGGAUGGAGUCCCCAGUCCCCCAGGAUAUUUGUCUGAUCAAGAAGAGGAAGAGAUGAGCCUCAUGGAAGGAGUCAGGCCGGUUCCUCCCAAAGCAUCCGCCAGCAAGGGAUUAAGAAGCCUUCGUGCACAACAGAUGCACAUUAUAGCCAGACAACUGGAGAGCACUGAUGUUGAAAUGGAGGAGGCAGGCGUCCUACAGAAAGCUGAGAGAGCACCUGAGCGUUGCAAGUACUGGCCCGCCUGCAAAAAUGGAGACGAAUGUGCCUUCCAUCAUCCCACGCUGCCAUGCAAAGUCUUUCCCAAUUGCAAAUUUGCGGACAAGUGCUUGUUCAUCCAUCCAAACUGUAAAUAUGACGCCAAGUGCACCAAGCCAGACUGCCCUUACACCCAUGCCAGCCGGCGGACCCCAGUGCCACCUCCGAAGCCAGCCCCACCCCCUGUACCACCAGCGACUUCUACUAGCCAGCUCUGCCGUUUUUUCCCUGCUUGUAAGAAAAUGGAAUGCCCUUUUUACCACCCCAAACAUUGUCGGUUUAACACUCAGUGUACUAGAGCAGACUGCACCUUCUACCACCCUACGGUUUCUGUACCACCACGUCAUGCCUUGAAAUGGACCCGAACUCAAACUAGUGAAUAAUAAUCAUGCUAGCCGUUUAUUUAAACAUUCACUGUUGUACCAUGAAGGAAGAACAGUUACUGUGGUGUAAGAAGAUGCUGUAACAGUUACAUUGCAAAUGCCAGGCCUUUCUUAUAUAUUGUUUAAUAAAAUGAAGUUGAUUGCAUACUUGAAAUGUAUAAUUUUCAAAACUUGUAUAUUUAAUAACUGGUUUUACAUAUUUUUUACUGAAAAGAGAUAUCUGUGUAGGGAAGAGGAUUUUGCUGUAACCUUAAUUAAAAUAUCAAGGCAUGGAUUUUAUCUUA